Diorhabda carinulata is the source of this 3462-nucleotide messenger RNA. RefSeq names its product 1-acylglycerol-3-phosphate O-acyltransferase ABHD5. NCBI's taxonomy places the organism in Eukaryota, Metazoa, Arthropoda, Insecta, Coleoptera, Chrysomelidae. Gene Ontology annotation, molecular function: catalytic activity. Bases 348 to 1502 code for a protein of 384 amino acids. The record is from RefSeq and is a predicted model, not a curated record. Gene Ontology annotation, cellular component: lipid droplet. The transcript has 7 exons.
GCGAUAAUUGGACGGCAAAGGUUCAAAGGUUAUGUUUUCUAUAUUUAUCAACUCAUAAAUGAUAAAGAACAAAAACGUAAUGACUAAUUCUUACACGCGCUAAUCUUCAACUAGUUAUCAAAAUUACAUUAAUUUACUUAUCCAAAUCAAAUGAACAUCUUGAAGUACAAUUAGAGAAAUCUAUAUCGACUAAACAAAUAAAACGUACCCGAGAUGUUGGAAAAAAAAAUUGAAAGUGAAAACUCUGAUAAAAAUAGGUGAAAUUUUACUAAUUAUUUAACAUUCAACAAUAUGUUCAAUGUUUUUUUUAUAAUUUUUUAUUCAAAUUUUAUUGAAACUUGUUGAAGAUGAGAUUUAGUAGAUUAUUUUAUUUAAUGCUUAGUCCUUUUUCAAAUGUAAUAUCAAAAGUAUAUUAUGGCAUUGCCAUUACAGUAUUAAGCUGGAUUAGCCCUAAUUGGUUAUCAUGGAAUAAAUUCUCAGAAAGUAUGUUGAGGUCUCUAGAAAAACGGAUUCUUAGCAUUGUUAAAAGUCCUCAUAAAGGUUUUUUUGUGGAUGUUGGCCCAGUUGUAGGACCUGCUGAUAAAAUAUGGACAAUUUCACUUAAUACUCAGUCUCAAAAGACUCCACUGGUACUAAUUCAUGGAUUAGGAUCAGGGGUGGCAUUAUGGUGUCUAAAUUUAGAUGCAUUUGCUGCUACAAGACCUGUAUAUGCAUUUGACGUAUUAGGUUUUGGUCGUUCCAGUCGACCACAAUUUAGUACAUCAUGUACAGAAGCUGAAAAUCAAAUGAUAAAAUCAAUAGAAGAAUGGCGCAAGGAAUUAAAACUAAAAGAAAUUAUUCUCCUCGGACAUAGCAUGGGAGGAUUUCUAGCAACUUCAUAUGCCAUUUCUUAUCCUAGUAGAGUUAAAAAUUUGAUUCUUGCUGAUCCGUGGGGAUUUCCGGAACGUCCAAAAGAAUAUACAAAAGUACCUCUAUGGAUUAAAACUGUAGCUACUAUUAUGAAACCGUUUAAUCCAUUAGCAGGAAUAAGAGUGGCGGGACCAUUAGGACCUUGGUUUAUAAACACAAUAAGACCAGAUAUAUCAAAAAAGUAUGCUGCUGCACUUGAAGAUGCUAGUCUCAUUCCAGAUUAUAUUUACCAAUGCAACUGUCAAUAUCCCAGCGGUGAAGGCGCUUAUCACGCUAUGAUGGCAGAUUUUGGUUGGGCGAAAAAUCCAAUGGUAAAUAGAAUAGAUAAACUGGAUCCGUCAAUACCCAUAACUCUUUUAUAUGGAUCUCGAAGUUGGAUUGAUAAUUCUGCAGGAGAAAUUAUUAAAAACAAACGAAAACAAUCUGUUGUUAGAUUACAAGUAGUAACUGGCGCUGGUCAUCAUGUGUAUGCUGAUAAGCCAGAAGCUUUUAACCAAAUUGUUCUUGAAGCUUGUACCUAUAUGGAAAAUCCAACAUUAGCAAUUCAGUUAAGUAGAACUGAAUCGGAUAAACCUGAAAGUGACAGCCAAUAGUCACGUAUAUCUUUUGUUUUAAGAGACCUUGACAUGAUUUAUUUUGUUAUUUCGCAACUUAUUAGGUAAUUAAAUAAUAAAAUUUACAGAAAAACUGAUUGUCAUAACUCCAUAACUUCUUUGUGAGGUACUAACUACUUUGUCAAAAUUUAUUUUGUUCAUUAAUUUCUAUAUUAUUAUACAGCACUUAGGAGUGCAUCUUCAUCCAAUUUGUAAACAAUGAAUGGGACAAAUGUCCGCAAAUGAGAAUUUUUGUCUUAUAUUUAGUGCCCUGAGGGGGUAGCAGUUGGUACAUGAAUAGUUGACCCAGCUAAGUCUGCAAUCCACAUGUACUCCUAAAUAUUUGAAGAGCUUUUUUGCAUAUUUGUGAACCUUUUCACGAAACUUUUUAUUUUCUCUCUUAUGUUUUUUUCCCUUUUCCAAAUAUCUUCUGAUAUUUUUCAAUUAUUUCAAUAAUUUUCAAAUUAGAUGCACCAGUGGAUGUACGAGUAAUGGGAUUACUAAUAGAGUUUGAGAUGGUUUCUUUUCGCUGUCAUUUUAAUUCUCACUCUAGCAGUAGGUAGAAUUAAAAAAAAAACAAAUAACAUUAACACAGCAUAAUGAUUAUAGUUAACAGUGUUUCCCAACCUUUUUUGUACCAUACCUUAGCCUUUCUAAAAUCCCUAGGCUCCCUAUGUAACGUACAUAAUUUUCUAUAUUCACAUAUAUAAGAAAUCACUAUAAAACACAUUCAAUACACUGCCACGGCAAAAUAUUUUUCCUCCUGUCCAAAUUUUCUGUAACCUUAUGCUUCCAAAGUUAUAGUAAAUACUACAUUCUUUCCAAUUAUAACUAUACAAUUUAUUUAAUCAGCGAGGUUUUACAAAACUUUUUUUGGACACAUAUUUCAAAUUAACUCAAACUGAAUCCUGUGAAACACUAUAGAAGUGUAUAGAUUCCAAAACGUCCGGGGUUCCCCACGGACUCUGUCGUCCGCCGCGUUUAUUUGACGACGCCAAAUACCUAGUUGGUCUCGUCAAGCCAAAUUAUAGCUCCCCUUAACAGUCAAAUUUCUUCUCUAUGGGGCUCUGAGAAACACUGCACUAAACGUAAAAUAAACUCUAUAAAAAUAGGUGCUUUGUGUUGCAAAUACAAAUAACAUUUUAUUUUUAAGUUACAACAAAAUUAACAAAGAAUAUUAUAAAGAAAAAUAUUAAUAACAUUUUUAUAAUUCAAGUUUAUUAUAACUUAGGAACAAUUUUGAAUAAUAGAUUCGUUAAGAUUUUUUAAAACUAGUUUUCACUUGUAAUAGAUUGAUGUGUUAUAUAAAGUUGUUAGAGUUUUCAAAUAUAAAAAGAGAAAGUGUAAUAUAUUGGACACAUUCGAAUAAAAAACAAACGAAAUCAUCGUGGAUGUUUGUAGUCGACCAAAAAAUUCAACUUUCCGUUGAAUUGUUGAAUUCCGUUGAAUGAACUAUCAUAAACAUCUGUUAAAGCAGAUUUACCAGCAGCUAAAUUCAAAUAUGUUUAUGAGUAUAUAUGACAUACACAUAAUUUGAUAAUUAUUAGUUUAUAUUUUAAAAUUUGCAUAGAAGUAUAUUUCUGAAUGAAUUAAGACAAUGGAUUUAUAAUAAAUUCUGUAUAAAAAUUAUACAGUAUUUCGUCAAGUCUUUCAGUGAAAUAUUUCGAAAAAAAAAAGAUUUUUGUAAUAUAUUGAUUAUAUAAACUUCUAGAUUACAGUGUGCUCUAUUUAAUUAAUGUAGUUAUAAUAAAGAAAAAGAAUCAGUUUUUUUUAAAUAUCUACUUAUAUGUUUUUAAUUGUUUUUGAGGAUGUCUCUCACACUAAUCCAAGGGAAGAGUUAGUUUAUUUAAUAUACUAUUAACAUUAAUAAUUGAUUUGUUAUUAAAAUAGUUGUUAUUUUUUGUUAACAUUGGAGUGACGGGCUGUGAUAAAAUAAUUAAAAUAAACUUUCUAAAAACUA